AUGGUCAAGCUUUCCGCUGCUGCAUUCACAGAAACUAACCCUGACGUUUCCAAAGCGUUGUUCAACGCCACCGCCUCAAUUGACGAGGCCAAGCUCCAGAAAAACGAAAUCCUCAUCACCGCUUUGGCACUUCCCAUCAAUCCAUCAGACAUCCUCCAGGUCCAGGGCUCCUACAAAACGCCAAUUUUGAAGCAGAAGCUCGGAAACGAGGACGACGAGCCUGAGGUGGCCGUUGGAGGAAAUGAAGGAUUGUUCAGGGUCACCGCAGUCGGGUCUUCUGAUUUGGGCUACUCCGAGGGCGACUGGGUCAUUCUCAAGUUGACGAGUUUCGGCACUUGGCGCUCCCAUGCCAUUGUCAGGGUCACUGACGACAACAAGGAUCCUUUGAUUGUGGUUCUGGGCGACCACGGCUCGAUUCCGAUCGGCGACGCUGCCACAAUUCUGACAAACCCUUCCACAGCGUACCAAUUGAUCCACAACUACAUCAAGGACUGGAACGCCGGCGAGUGGAUUGUCACCAAUGCAGGCAAUUCCUUUGUUAGCAAGUACUUGUUCCAGCUUGCCAAACACUACAAGCUCAACACGUUGGCUAUCAUCAGAAAGAAGCUGGAGGAGCAGUUCAAGGACACUGUGGAGGAGCUUUUGGACUUGGGAGCUACCAAGGUGAUUUCUGACACAGAAUUCACGGAAGAGUCGUUUGUUGCUGAGAAGCUCCCUAAAAUUGUCCGAGACGCUCCCGUCAGACUUGCCUUGGACUCUUUGGGUGGACCAACUACUCCAAACUUAGUGGCUUCCCUUUCGCCCAACAACUACUUUGUCAACUACGGCGGACUCGCUGGAGGCCUCGUUUCCUUUGACCCUCGGAUCCAAUUGGCCAAGAACGUCACUUUGAAGAGCUACUGGUUGACCAGAAAUACCAGGGAGAAUCCGCAGACCAAGGUAGACACAGUCAAGGCGUUGAUCGAAUUGUUCAAGCAGGGUGUUUUCAAACCUGUUUAUUACAACAAGGUGCCCUUUAAGUCCGGCGAUAAUCUCCGUGAUCUCUUCGUCAAGGCAAUCCAAGACUCGUCAAACGGUAAGCAGGUUGUGACCUUUGAGGAGCACUAUCCUUGA
Molecule: messenger RNA, 1113 nt
Organism: Candidozyma duobushaemuli
Lineage: Eukaryota; Fungi; Ascomycota; Pichiomycetes; Serinales; Metschnikowiaceae
Gene: MRF1
Product: Mrf1p
Exons: 1
Coding region: 1-1113 (370 amino acids)
Biological process (GO): fatty acid metabolic process
Cellular component (GO): mitochondrion
Molecular function (GO): trans-2-enoyl-CoA reductase (NADPH) activity
Source: RefSeq, a predicted model, not a curated record